Molecule: messenger RNA, 1521 nt
Organism: Thermothielavioides terrestris NRRL 8126
Lineage: Eukaryota; Fungi; Ascomycota; Sordariomycetes; Sordariales; Chaetomiaceae
Exons: 2
Coding region: 1-1521 (506 amino acids)
Source: RefSeq, a predicted model, not a curated record
AUGGCUCCGUUGGUCGGAAACCUCUCGGACGUAAACUCGGUCAACCAUGGCGAUGCCAAUGUCCAGUGCACGCCCGCAACGCCGUGGUCGAUCUUCCUGUUCUUCGCCUCCAACUACCUGGCCCACUGCGCCACCGUGAAGAUGUACCCUGGGUCGCCCGCUUCGCUCACGAUCUUUGCUACCGGCUUGGCGCUGUUCUUCCCUUCCUCGGGCAUUAUCAGGGCGCUGUUCUCUAUCAAGCGCCAUGCCCGCUUCAGGCGGAACAGGAAUCCGCUGGAGCGCGCGGCCGCGGCGGGUGCUCUUCGCAUGGUAGUCCGAAACGAGGAUUGGGAACCCCGCGAGGGCGACCAGGUCAGGCCGCUACUUAACAAGCGGGGGGAGAUGCUGUUAGCAGACGGUACACCCUUGCCAAAGCUUGCAGCAGACGGACCGGGCGAGGAGGCCCCGGUGGCAGGAUCGCCGCAACGUCUCUCGCCAGGCACACCCGCCAUCAGUGGCAUUUUGGCCGAAGAGGACGAUCCCGUGUCUGAGGAGAGCGAUGAUGCCAAACCUUUCUCGUUCGCCUCUUUCACGGAAAGCACCAUCCAGAAAUUCCACGGCUUGUCGUUGCUUCCUCCGGGCUAUUCGUGGCGUGACGUGCCCCCCGAUGCCAAAAUCUCGUGGGAACAGCCAGCACGAGAGGAACCCGGGUCCCAGACAGGAGGGGCCCCCGACGUCAGCUCAAACUACAACUGGAUCCAGUCGCUGAUUGCCAUCUUUCAGGCGGGGAGCGCUGCCUUGACUCUGUACCGAUCCCGGGGAGAUCAGAUCCAGCGCUACGGGUACGCCGCCUUCGGCUUGACCGUAGUGCCCUACCUCGUCAUGAGCAUCGUCAACCUCAUGGCGAGCAUUGCGACGGCCGACUACCCCACCGUCUACAUGGUCGGCAGCGCGGAGAUGGAUGAAGCCCGGCGCCGCGGUGGCGUCUUUGAUGGGGUGGUUGGACGCCUGGAAUCAGACAUCGAAACCAGCAACGCUGAUGCUCCAUUGUACGAACUCAAGUACAAGCACCUCGACCCAGCGACGCCAAAGGAGUUCGUGAAGGUCCUGGAGCGAGUGUCCGGAAGUGGCGCCUACCCGCCCUCCAUCAACAUAUCAUCCAGCAGUUAUGCGAACGAGGCCGGCAUGCUCUCCGUGGCAGCUUACACACCGCUCGCUCCGCAUUCUCGACCACUACCCAGGACGCGGAGUAUCCUCAGUAACCGGCUGGUGCAGGAAUUCAUCAUACCGACUCUGCUAAGCAGUCUCUCGCUCGUUGUGGUUGGCGCCCUGACCCGGUUCAACGCGGGAGCAAGCACCGUGGCACAGCGCGGGUUGACCAUGAGCUGGCUGAUCAUUGGCAUUGUUUUCGGCUGGUGGGCCGACAUGAAUGCUGGUCUAUUUUUUAUCGUGUCCCUGGGCUUCUUGAUCGUUCCUGCGGUCGGAGGGUUCAUCGUGGUGGCGGAAAUGCUCCGGGAGUACGGCAUUUGCGAUUCUGCAUGA